Somion occarium is the source of this 1733-nucleotide messenger RNA. The record is from the annotation of a GenBank genome assembly. NCBI's taxonomy places the organism in Eukaryota, Fungi, Basidiomycota, Agaricomycetes, Polyporales, Cerrenaceae.
AGGCUCAGUUUAAGUUUCUCAGGGCUUCUCUCGUCUAUUGCCUUUCUGAACUGCCUGAAAUAGUAUGGGUCUCUCUGGUCGGAAAGUGAAGCAGCGAAUAGGUCACGAUCCUCGCAAUUUGUCCUGGGCAGAUGACGCGAAUAAAUUUGGUGCAGCAUAUCUCCAGAAACUAGGAUGGUCUGCUGGUACUGGUCUUGGUACAUCCGGCGAAGGUCGUACCUCGCACAUCAAAGUGCAUCAAAAGCUCGACAUGAUGGGCAUUGGAGCUGCUCAUCAAAAAGACCCGAAUGGUAUUGCUUGGAAGCAAGCUAGAGAUUUUGAAAGUUUGUUGAAGAGGCUCAAUGGAGAGAGUCCUUCAUCAACGCCUGUUGAUGGCUUCGUGCAGGCAGGCGAGGAAGAAGAGUCAAUUGAGGGUGAGAGAGAGAAGGGAGAGGACAUCGGGAGGCUAGACGAGACGAAUACAAGUAAGAAAAACAAGAAGGACAAGAAGAGGAAAAAGUCAAAGGAUGAUGACGAGAGUGAGGAGCCGGUAAAGAAGAGGAAGAAGUCAAGGACGGAGGGAAAUGGCGAUUCCGAUGACGAGUCAAAGCGAAGUAGCGAGAAGCAGAAGAAGAGAAAGGUCAAACCAGAAGAUGAAAGAGUCGAGGAGAUUCCUGCAGCAUCGACGUCGCAACCUACACCUCAAGCCGUGGUACCUAGACCACAUCGUGCUCAUAGAGCGCGAUUCCUGGCUGCGAAACGAAUGGCUCUCAGUUCUUCUGCCGCCGUGGAUGAAAUCCUAGGCGUGUCGCGAUCUACAUCUGGGACUCCCCUACUAUCUGCCUCAAUUCCCGGCACACCUGCAGAUACCCAAGGCGACCUAAAGCUACAAGAGCUAACGACUUCAUCCAAAAGCGUCAUGGACUACUUCAAGGAGAAGUUACUUGCGAAAUCCAGCUCAAAAGCUGCUUCUGCGUCAAUGGUAGCAAGCCCACUUCCCGAACAGACGUCCAGCCAAGAUGAUUAUGACGACUACUCUCAUCGUCCGCGGGGAGGCCUUGGGUUGGGCGCAUCCCGUGGUCUCGGCUCGAGCUUACGCCUAGAGAGCACGUAUGAGGAAGAAACAGAGACCCAAAAAACGGGACUUGGCGCUUCGUCACGUAUGUCGGCGAUGUUUGCAGCUGCAUCUUCUUUCGUUGGUGCGUCGGGUGAUGUGAAAAUCACUGAAGAGCGCGCCGUCGCUCUCAACGAGACUAUUGAUAUCUCAUCGAAGGCUGAAGAGAUGCCGAAAGAAAAGGCGAAGAAGGAAAAGAAGCACAAAGGAGUGGGGAAAACGACACAAGAGGACGAAAGGAAACGCAGGAGCUAAAACAGCAAAGACAUACGUCAGGAGAGCGAUGAUCAUCACGAAGCCGAUAACCCGCUAGAAAUACCAGUUGAAGCCGCUUCUUCAGUCAAUGAAUCUUCUCGCAAGAAGGAAAAGAGGAAAGUUAAUUCCUCGGCCAUAGAGGGGGAGGAACGUCGUAGAAAGCGGAAAAAGGACAAGGCUGGGGAAAAGGCCAAGUCGCGAUAGGAUGUGUACUGUAGCAUCAAUUGUGAUCUGUGACUCGUUUAUAUUUACUAUCACUGGAUCAGGUGCGGCGAAACUGCAACAGUUGAAUGGUAUGCGGACAUUGGAGGCCCUUCUCUUCAUUUUGAGCUUUAUAAAAAGUAUGAUUACGUCGUCAACUUCAGCGAUUCUGUUUCACUUUCCA